CGUAACCACGGUGAGGAGGUCAAGAGAUGAGGUCCGGGUUCACCGUCGUGCUCCUUGGUUAGCGACGGGGAAAGGCAAGCGGCCAUGGCACCCAGGCAGUUGCUGUUACUCCCACAGCGGAGCUCAGCAUCGGCCGCCGCCGCCGCGCCUCGAUCCAUCCCGGGGCCGUCCCGACAGGGAUCACAGUCAUGCGUUGGCGCGAUCACAACCGUCUGGGAUGUUCAGGUGCCAUCAUGGGCACGGCAAGCGCGUCCUCGUAGGACGAUCGCUUCUUUAUCUUCGGCUGCGUGUCAGCAUCACGUGAGCCAUCGUCGGAAGGCGCAGAAUCUAAAGCAUCAGCAACAGCAAGCACGGGCAUCCUCAUCGCAUCGAGAUGAUGAGGACCGCGGCCAGCUCUUCUUUAAGAGCUCUAUGUCAUCAUCGAUCGAGGCAAACGCGGAUCACCCGUACGAAAAGCACGAUGAAGGAGUGUAUGAGGCGCUAUUAUGGCAACGACUCCGCCGAGCCAAGCAGGAUGAGGACCGUAGAGCGCUGCAACCCCAUGCAGCCCCCUCUCUCAGGUGGGCAGACGUGGCGGGGCAGCGUCAAGCUGGUGCUGCCUGGCCGUCGCAAUCGCCUCAGAAUCUCACACCCGACUCAGACAGCAUCCAAGCUUGUCUUCCUCUCAUAUACGGACUCCCGGGGAGACCACCUGCUCCACCUGCUCCACCGCCGCCAGCAAGCGAAUCAGAGCAAGUUGCUCAGCCGCCCGGUCGGGAAGCGCACAGACCUUCGCAGAUGUUCCAUCGCCUGUCCACCAUUAUUCCACCGGAGACUCUUGACAACCUUAUCCUUGAAAAGGCAAGAGCUUUGCUCGCAGGACGCCUCAGACCCAACGAAGCGUCGACCCGUGCCCGCGAUGAGGCACUGACCCUGGUCGAGCGCAUAGGCCCAGCUUCCUCUCCAAAUAUUUCAUUAGUCGAGCUGGAAAUCAACACUCUACUCCUAGGUGUUUCUGUCAAGGCAGUGCACAGCUCCUCGGCUCCGUACAAGCGUUAUUGUCUAGAGAUCGAGGCCGCCAGGGCCUGCUACCUCGAUCUUUUUGCGGCGCUUCCCGGUACGCAACGUGGCAUACCGCAGGAGCUCCUGCGGUUGCAACGUGCAGCCGUCUUCCGGUUAUUUGAGCUCCUCUUUUCCUCAGCCAAUGCAAUUCUGUCGCAGCUGCAGCAGGAGGAAAGGACACUGUCGCAGCUCAACGUCGCAUGCGCGAACCUAGUCGUCUGUGCACGACUCGCAUCGGACCCUCUGCUCAAGCCUUCUACGUCUCGUCUGCUCGUCAAACGCCUGAUUUCGGGUCUUGCGGAGGAGCUGGCAGCGGUGAGGCAAGCACAUGCUAGGAGCUUGCUCCAGCGAGCUGCUAUGGCAAAAUGUGAGACAGCCGCGCUGGAUAAGAGCGUAGAGAUGCAGGAGAAGUCUCACAUGCCAUCAGCGACGCAAGAGGCUCGCGUGCGCUUUCGACUGCUGGAGCGGAGGAUCCGCGCGCUUGCCCACAGCGUCGCUGAUCUGCUCGAGCUACGCGUCUUCACGAUGGAGGAGGAGAAGGACCGAGCGCUCGUCGAGAAGGUUGUGCUCCUAGCUGCGUCACGGCAUGCUACGUAUAAGCCCCUCCUUACGCUUGCAAGAGCGGCAUGUGCGCAGGCACGGGCGCUACCAGCGCCAGGAGAAACGGCGGGGAGCGGGAUUCACUCCGCCGACCCCAUGCUUUUGAGCGAGGUGACUAUCUCGAAGACACUUCGCACGCUGCUCGAUGGGCAGUGCGGCGCACCGAAAGCCAAACGGUUGGAUUUCUCUGCCGAGCGUUACAACGCGAUUCGCGAAUUCUUCUUUGAGAUCCUGCAUCCUGCUCAAAGAUCGCGAGAUCUGCAUUUGGUGCUCCUCCGAUAUUUCGGUGAGGCGCCCAUCUCGAGCAGCCCUCAGCCGCUUUCGGCGGCCGCAUUGGCGGGGGCAGCAGCAACCGCAGACAAUACCGACGACGGGAGGGGCAUGCAUGAUCGCGUCUGGGCGUCGCUCCUCGCCUCCUUUCCAGAUGCAAUUGCGCAGAUGCCGACGUUCGCCGCGCGAUUUGAGUCGCAUGCGAUGCACGGCAAUGCGCAAGGCAUCGUUGGGGAUCUGCUGCAUAUGCAACGUGCGGGUUUGUUCUGCGGUGCCUCUUCGGCUCCUAUUGCUGCUGCUGCAUCGUCGUCGUCUUGUCUUGCUGUUGCGAGAGCGUCCCCUCCGUCGACGCCUACACUGAUGACGGCAACGAUAACGACGACGGCGCGUGGGACUGCGCAGGAUGCAAGCGCAAGUGUGCAGCUGGAUGUGCUGGAUGCAGACAUGCUCGCUCAUGCCGCCAAGGCGUUUGACGCAGCUGCGAAGCGCAAAAAGGCAGGGGCAACAUCAGCGAAGAAUACGCGCCAGCGGUGAUGUGAUGCACCGCGCGACAGAGUGGGCCAUAUAUGAAUUCCCACCCCACUCCCCACGCGUCAUGCGAUGUGCGGGCAUUUGUAGCAGUAGCAGUAGCAGCAAUCUGAUGGAGCAGGACACAGCCA
This is a messenger RNA of Tilletiaria anomala UBC 951, 2570 nucleotides long. RefSeq lists its product as uncharacterized. The record is from RefSeq and is a predicted model, not a curated record. Lineage: Eukaryota; Fungi; Basidiomycota; Exobasidiomycetes; Georgefischeriales; Tilletiariaceae. The transcript has a single exon. Bases 85 to 2445 code for a protein of 786 amino acids.